UUGUCCUCCGGGGUCCAGCUCGCCCAGCCUCCGGUCUCCAUCCUGCAAGAGCAGCAGCAGCAGCAGCAGCAACCUCCUCCUCCUCCUCCGCGAUCCAAAGCAGCCGCAUCGCGCGCAAAGGCCGGGGCCAUGGCGGUGGACGAGGCAGGCGCGGGCGGCGGGGCAGCGGCGGCGGCGGAAGGCUCGGAGGCCGCCAGCCCGGGCUUGCUGAUGGAGAUCGUCAGCUCGCCGCUCAACCUGAGCCUGCUGGGCCUCUGCCUCUUCCUGCUCUACCAGAUCGUGCGCGGGGACCGGCCGCGCGCCCAGCUCGAGGGCGAAGAGGAGCCGCCGCCGCCGCCGAAGCUCAAGCGCCGCGACUUCACCCUGGCCCAGCUGCGCCCCUUCGACGGCCAGACCGACCCGCACAUCCUCAUGGCCAUCAACGGGAAGGUCUUCGACGUCAGCCGCGGACGGAAGUUCUACGGGCCCGUUAAAUAUCACUACGUCGGCAAGCUGCUGAAGGAUGGGGAAGAACCGACAGUCUAUUCCGACGAAGAAGAGACAAAGGAUGAGAAAGACCGCAAGAAUGAUUAGCGAACGGACCAAGGAGCCUCCCCAAUGCUAGCUGGUUUCUUUGCUUUUAAUUUUUAAGGGACAUUUUUAUCAUAUCACACACACACACCCCUCUCUUAUUUUACCCUUUCUUAAUAUCAGCCGUUUUUAGACAUAUUAUUACUUGCAAUGACAUUGGUCUCAACGCUGCACUUUUUAAUCGACUUUCCUAAGUAACUCAGUGCUAACUUUUUUUCCAAUGCGGGCCACGGGGCUCGGCGGGCAGUAGAGAAAUGGCCGUAACUGGCUGGUGGUAUGUAAAGGACCACUCCAGCCAAGGAAUGGCCGUAGGAUUUCCCUUUCGUUUAAUGGCGCUUGGCAGGAUGUCACUCUUGAGGACCCUGUUGAACGGACAUUGCAACGUCUGAAGGUUGACCCUGGACCAGAAAAUAUCUCCUUGUAGGAGAUACUGCCCUGUCCUUCAACCCCCUUUUGGGUUGGUGGGCAUUCAGAAAGGCUCCCUGUAUUUUCCCAGCCCUUUUCUCUAUCCUUCUUCCUUUUAUACAAACUUGUCUUCCUAAGAUUGCCCCUUCGCUUGUGUUAUCCUUUGAACUUCGUCCUUCACAUGGAUUCCUUUCCCCGUGUGCAUUUUCUGCCGGGGGGCGGGGGGGGGGUUAUCUCAUUUCCGACCCUUAGAAAUGCAGAAUGUAGUGGGUGGUUUUAUUAUCUUUUUCUUUUUUUUAAAAUCCUAGCUCAUGUAGCAUUGGAAGCGGUUUGAAAAGUGGUUUUUAUAGAGAUACUUCUUCGCACCCAACUGAUGGGGCCCUAGCUUUGAAGCAAAACAACUUUCUCUUUUUUUUAAAAAAGGAUGCAAUACUUUUAUUAUAAAACAGUAGAAUAAAGAUAAGAAUUAGUAUGGAAUGUGACCUCACCAUGGGUGCAAGCGGCAGGGAGGAGAUGAGGUGCUCUUCUUGGGAAGAAGGUUCCCAAGAUGUCCGGUUCCCUUAUUCCUUCAGGGAGUUUUGAGAGAGGCAUUGUCCUUGAGAAUGUGGCCUUGGUUGUGUUUUUUUAACCACCUGGGUCAGCUAGGCUUGAUGGAAAGCAUGCUGCACAGCUUAAUUCUCUGCAGAGAGGGGAGGCUCCAUGUUUACUUCAAAUAUCAAAGUCUCUAGGCGCGGCUUCAAAAAGGGGAAACGCGGCCCGAAACCGUUCUCUUUUGAGAAGGAAAGUUUUCAUCUUUCGACUAGGCUCAUCCACUGCGGUGCAUAUCUUAACAAGUUUGGUUUAGUUCAAGGGUCGGCAACCUGCGGCUCUGGAGCCGCAUGUGGCUCUCUCAUCCCUCUGCUGCGGCUCCUUGUCGCCGGUCGGCACCACAAUUGACAGGGCUUUCGGUUAGGACAGGUAGAGGAAAAAGGACGCUGCACUAGGAGGAGGCUACGGUGGGGCAACCGGAUUUCCGGUUGGCUCCAGAAUUGAACGGGGGAGAGAGAGGGGGGGGGCUUCUGGUUAGGACCUUUGUGGCUCUUUGAAUGUUUAAGGUUGCCAACCCCUGUUCUUAGCUGCAAUGCGAUCAUCAGGGCUCACUUAUAAUUGGUUCAUAAUUAGUAAGCUUUAAGAUCUUAGCAGGAUCUUAAUGACGUGGGCAAGUAGUCCAGCUUUCUUGAUUUCAGAUAUUAAAUCCAAAUUUCACUAUAGGAUGAUGGAUCCACUGCCCAGAUAUUCUACUAAUUCUUGGGUACAUUUGUGGGUGCAGUUGAGGUUCAGUUCAUUUUGUGCGGUUGUUCGCAGCAGUGAAACGGGCGGGAUUUAAGAAAGUGGGAAAGGACCAUGGAACCAAGAGACACGUUUCAAAGAAGUUAUUCCGAAGUUUGUUUCUUCCCCCCCCCCCUUUAUAUACUCACCAUUUUGCUCUAAAACAAGAGAGACCUCUUCUCUGCUUCUAAAAAAAACACUACUUUUCACAACAAGCAAUAAAUAUUGUAACUUCAGACUUCUACCUUUGUAAAUUGAAAGUACAGGUUUUAGAUUUUUGUUGCCUAUUCCCAUUUCCCCCCCAGAUGUAAAACCUUCUUCAAAAAUCUUUGCCUGUUCUUGCUUGUUGCCCUAAAGACAAUUAACUGGCUGAAAUGUUGUGACCUACCUCUGGGCUUCGUUAGGAUAAUUAACAAAAAGCUAAUUUUUUUAAAAAACCGCUUCUUUCUUAAAGUCACCAUUCUUGCAGAGUUGAUGCUGAACGAUGUUUCGAAUUCAAAGGCGGGAUUGGUCGUACUUGCUUUGUUUUUAAAGGCGAGGAAAUAAAAUUCUUCCUACAAA
Messenger RNA from Thamnophis sirtalis, 2844 nucleotides. The record is from RefSeq and is a predicted model, not a curated record. NCBI's taxonomy places the organism in Eukaryota, Metazoa, Chordata, Lepidosauria, Squamata, Natricidae.